Molecule: messenger RNA, 1035 nt
Organism: Glarea lozoyensis ATCC 20868
Lineage: Eukaryota; Fungi; Ascomycota; Leotiomycetes; Helotiales; Helotiaceae
Product: S-adenosyl-L-methionine-dependent methyltransferase
Exons: 6
Coding region: 1-1035 (344 amino acids)
Biological process (GO): peptidyl-arginine methylation
Cellular component (GO): nucleus
Molecular function (GO): protein-arginine N-methyltransferase activity
Source: RefSeq, a predicted model, not a curated record
AUGGUCGACGAACAGAUGGCCGGUAUGGCCCCAUCUGAAGCCCACUACUUCAACAGUUACAAUCAUCAUGGUAUCCACGAAGAAAUGUUGAAAGAUAGAGUCCGAACCGAAACAUACAGAGACGCCAUUCUUCACAACGCUCAUCUUUUCAAAGAUAAGGUCGUCCUCGAUGUAGGCUGCGGAACUGGAAUUCUAUCCAUGUUCGCUGUGCAGGCCGGAGCCAAGAAGGUCAUCGGUGUUGACAUGUCCACAAUCAUAGACAAAGCCAGAGAAAUCGUUGCGCUCAACGGCAUGUCGGACAAGAUCACAUUAAUACGCGGAAAGAUGGAAGAAGUGGAACUAGAAUAUCCCCAGGUCGACAUCAUCAUUUCGGAAUGGAUGGGAUACUUUCUCUUGUACGAGUCUAUGCUUGAUACCGUCCUCUAUGCGCGAGAUCGAUAUCUUGCCAAGAACGGCUUGAUAUUCCCUGACAAGGCUACGAUCUUCAUGGCUGGUAUUGAAGAUGGGGCUUAUAAACAUGAUAAGAUCGACUUCUGGGACGACGUCUAUGGUUUCAACUUCGCCCCUCUUAAGGAGAUCGCCCUCGCCGAACCACUAGUUGACAAAGUCACUUUCGAUGUAUUGAAAACAGAUUCCACCCCAGUACUCACACUCGAUCUUUACACAUGCACGACGGCAGAUCUUGCAUUUACCGUUCCUUUCACUCUCACAGCUCGCCAAAAGGACCGUGUCCAUGCCCUCAUUUCAUGGUUUGACAUUGAAUUCACAGCUUGUCAUACUCCAAUUUCAUUCACAACUGGCCCACAUGCAGAGGGUACACACUGGAAGCAAACUGUGUUCUACCUACGUGAGGACUAUGUUUUGGUCUGGCCUGGCGACAAAAUCCACGGGAUGUUGGAGAACAAGCCGAACGAGCAGAAUAAGCGCGAUUUGGACAUCAAGAUUUCAUACAAGUUAGAGCCUAAUCAAACCAAGGCGGAGCCAAAACGCCCGGCUCAGAUAUCUCAAGGAGAGCUGACUUUCAAAAUGUGCUGA